Durio zibethinus is the source of this 844-nucleotide messenger RNA. Its product is annotated as small ubiquitin-related modifier 1-like. NCBI's taxonomy places the organism in Eukaryota, Viridiplantae, Streptophyta, Magnoliopsida, Malvales, Malvaceae. The record is from RefSeq and is a predicted model, not a curated record. Gene Ontology annotation, molecular function: protein binding.
CUCUUCUAUAUUUCAAAGACCCUCCUUUGUCUUCUUCCCUCCGAACAGCGCCUUUUAAUUUCUCUGGACAGGAGAAACCAGAAGCGGGAGAAGCCCUAAAAGUUAAAAAGAAAAGAGCAGCAGGGUAGGAAUGUCAGCGACAGCAAGCGUCGGUGGCGGAGGCCAGGAGGAGGAUAAGAAGCCAGCCGAUCAAUCUGCACACAUUAAUCUCAAAGUCAAGGGCCAGGAUGGAAAUGAAGUGUUUUUCAGGAUUAAAAGAAGCACUCAGCUUAAGAAACUGAUGAAUGCAUAUUGCGAUAGGCAGUCGGUUGAUAUGAACUCAAUUGCCUUCUUGUUUGAUGGGCGGAGGCUCCGAGGAGAGCAGACUCCUGAUGAGCUCGAAAUGGAGGAUGGAGAUGAAAUUGAUGCGAUGCUGCACCAGACUGGAGGCGGGUGUGGAAGUCCAUAGCUCUGCUGCUAAUUGGACUACAUUUGAAUACACAGGGAAAUUGCUAUGGAAGGCAGAUACUUGGAGCAAAGUAGUAGUAUCAUAUAUGCCUAUACUAGUUGUGAAUUUGUUAUGCAUGGGUAUUUAUUUGGUCUGGCCUUGUGAUUUAAUACUUUAUGAAGAAGUAUACUGGUAUUAUGCUUCAGAUUUUGCUUUGGCUUUUAUGGUCAUUUGAUGCUUUGUUAAGCACAUCCCGGUUGGCUUAAGUUAAUAGUUUGGGUUUACAAAAUUACAAGGGUUGAUGAGUCACCUCAUGUCAAAUGACCAAAUGCUUUUAGUCUUAUCGAUACUUGUGUUGUUUCAAUUGGCAAAAUUAAUGAAUGUCGACUCAGAGAAAGUUUGCUUCUCUCUUAUUUA